This is a messenger RNA of Scedosporium apiospermum, 660 nucleotides long. RefSeq lists its product as uncharacterized. Lineage: Eukaryota; Fungi; Ascomycota; Sordariomycetes; Microascales; Microascaceae. The record is from RefSeq and is a predicted model, not a curated record. Gene Ontology annotation, molecular function: protein histidine kinase binding; histidine phosphotransfer kinase activity. Gene Ontology annotation, biological process: phosphorylation; phosphorelay signal transduction system. Bases 1 to 660 code for a protein of 219 amino acids. Gene Ontology annotation, cellular component: cytoplasm; nucleus. The transcript has 3 exons.
AUGGCAGCCUCCGAAAACGAGCUCAGGACCUUCUUCGGUGACCUCUCGAAGAGCAUCGACAUCCCGACCUUCGACCAGAUCUUGCAGAUGGACGAUGACCAGGAGAGGGAGUUUAGUCGGACACUCGUUUUCGAGUUCCUCGAGCAGGCUGAAGAUACUUUUGGGCGCAUACAAAAAAGCCUAGACGAACAAGACCUUCCAGACCUCUCAUCGAAAGGCCACUACCUCAAGGGAUCAUCGGCGACUUUAGGCCUAAUCAAGAUCCGAGACAGCUGCGAGAAGAUUCAACGAUAUGGUUUGAAAGAGAACGUGGACGGAACUCCCGAGCCUGACGAGGAACUAUGCCUGAAGCGCAUCAAGAACACUCUAACGGAACUCCGAGAUGAUUUCGACGAGAUUGCUAAGGCAUUGAAGAGGUUUUACAGAGCGGAUGAAGAAGACGGGGAGGAGGACGACUCGGAGGAAGAAGAUGAUGAGGAAGAGGAUAAGGCGGAAGAGUCAAAGAAUGACAAGGCCCAAGAGCCUGCUUCCACGGAAGGGGCUAAAACCGCAGGUGACGCCGAGCAGGACACAAAAAAGGGUAACGGACCGAAGGCCAGCGCUGAUGCAGCCGCAGCUACAGACAAGGAGGAUACAGCGAAGGAGGCCGGCGCCAGGUAA